Messenger RNA from Symbiodinium natans, 921 nucleotides. NCBI's taxonomy places the organism in Eukaryota, Dinophyceae, Suessiales, Symbiodiniaceae. The record is from the annotation of a GenBank genome assembly.
AUGGCUGGGGCGUGCGAGCGGCCGCCUGACUGGGCUGCCGCCACUUGCUUGGAUAACCUGCGCCAGUACCGCGACAUUACCAACCGGGAGGUGGAGCGCGUGCGGCGAAAUUUAAAUGGGCUGUCAGACGAUGACAAAGCUUCCCUGAUUAGGAAGCCGGAAGAGCAGGUCAAGGCCAUGGAGGAGGCUGUGUCGGCCACGCUGCAGCUCGUCGAAAAGCUCGAGACGCUGCUCCGAAAGGAGUCGCAGACGGCCGAGAAGAGCACCAAGCAGAGGGGCUCCGGCAUCAACAUCCCAGUGGGGACCAAACCAGUGCAGUCCUUGCUCCAAACCCUUGUGCGCGAGUGGGCCACAGAAGGGCUUGAGGAGCGCAAGGCUUGCUUCGACAAGUUGCUAGGAGCCCUCGACAGCCACCUCACCAAGGCUGGGCGGGUGCUGGUUCCGGCCUGCUCCCUAGGACGCCUGGCCUUCGAGGUGUCCAGCAGAGGGCACAGCGUGGAAUCCUGCGAGAGCCGGUUGCUGCACUGGUUCGGCAUGGAGCUCCUGCGACAAAAUGGCCAAGCGGAGGUGCUUCGGCCACGGCCCUUCGCGCUGAACACAUGCAACCGGCUGAAGUUUUCUGACAAUCACAGAGUAACGGCCAUGCCGGAUGUCACGAUCGAGGAAGGGAGACUACCUCGACAGCGUUUUGGCGAGUUCAUCACUCUUUACGACAGGUCGGAUGCCAAAGAAAGUUUCGACUGCCUCCUGACCUCUUAUGCGCUGGACCUCUCUCCGAAUGUGUUCCGUUUUGUGCGCACUGCGGCUCACGUUAUCAGACCUGGCGGUGUGUGGGCGAAUUUUGGCCCUCUUGCAUAUGACACUGACCACGACGAGGUCGGGGGAUCCCUUGCCCAUCCUGAAAAUCAAAGAGGAAGAUAA